AUGCCUGUGCCCCCGGUACGAUCGUGCCGCAGUGAGAUCCCGUCUGAAGACUUGCGCCGUGAGUUUGGGCGUUAUGGGCCCAUAGUUGAUGUUUACGUUCCACUUGACUUCUACACUCGUCGUCCCAGAGGAUUUGCCUAUGUUCAAUUCGAAGAUGUCCGGGAUGCAGAGGAUGCUCUUCACAACUUGGAUCGAAAGUGGAUUUGUGGUCGGCAGAUAGAGAUCCAGUUUGCACAGGGAGAUCGAAAGACACCAAACCAAAUGAAAGCCAAGGAAGGGAGAAACCUGUACAGUUCUUCCCGUUACGAUGACUAUGACAGAUACAGACGAUCUCGGAGUCGCAGUUACGAGAGGAGAAGGUCUAGAAGUCGUUCCUUUGAUUACAGCUAUAGAAGAUCCUAUAGUCCCAGAAACAGUAGACCUACUGGAAGACCUCGCCGUAGCAGAAGCCAUUCGGACAACGAUAGGUUCAAACACCGCAAUCGAUCUUUUUCAAGAUCUAAGUCCAAUUCAAGAUCACGAUCCAAGUCACAGCCCAAGAAAGAAAUGAAGGCUAAAUCACGGUCUAGGUCUGCAUCUCACACCAAAUCUAGAGGCACUUCUAAAACAGAUUCUAAAACACACUAUAAGUCCAGCUCAAGAUAUGAGAAGGAGUCGAGGAAAAAAGAACCAGCUAGAUCCAAAUCACAGUCAAGAUCACAUUCUAGAUCUAGGUCAAAAUCCAGAUCGAGGUCUUGGACUAGUCCCAAGUCCAGUGGCCACUAACAGUGUAUCCAUGUUGGUUUAGGCAUGUAAGAUUCAUUUACACACAGUUCAGUUUACUUAAAUUAUCAGGAAUAUGAUGUUGCAACAGUGCUAAAAACUAUUUUCUUUGUCAGUUUUCCCUGUAGCCAACAAUGGUUAAAAUUAAAACAAUGUUGAGAAGCCACAGAAAAAGAGAGAGAGAGAGAGAGAGAGGGAGAGAGAGAAUGUCCACGUGGUUACAUGUCCUGGGCAGCUACUGAUUUGGUUGUGGUGUCUCUAUGUAUAUUUUUGUAAAGAUUUGCAUUUUUAAUGCUUAGAUAUUGGUGAUGAAUCGAUCGAUCGUAACUUGCAACAUUGUCCUAUUACAAAUGUCAUACCCUUAGAGAAAUUGGUACCAGUUUGUGCUAAACAGUUAAACCAACUGGGUUAACUGGUUCUUUUAACACUAAAAGGAAAAACUGGACAGCUGUAGUGCAACACUGGCUGC
Molecule: messenger RNA, 1231 nt
Organism: Acanthisitta chloris (rifleman)
Lineage: Eukaryota; Metazoa; Chordata; Aves; Passeriformes; Acanthisittidae
Gene: SRSF10
Product: serine/arginine-rich splicing factor 10
Exons: 6
Coding region: 1-765 (254 amino acids)
Molecular function (GO): RNA binding
Source: RefSeq, a predicted model, not a curated record